This is a messenger RNA of Mytilus californianus (California mussel), 1764 nucleotides long. Its product is annotated as phospholipid phosphatase 1-like. Gene Ontology annotation, molecular function: phosphatidate phosphatase activity. Bases 188 to 1171 code for a protein of 327 amino acids. Lineage: Eukaryota; Metazoa; Mollusca; Bivalvia; Mytilida; Mytilidae. Gene Ontology annotation, biological process: phospholipid metabolic process; signal transduction; phospholipid dephosphorylation. The record is from RefSeq and is a predicted model, not a curated record. The transcript has 6 exons.
UUGUACCGAUUGAACACGUACAAUAGUACUAUACUUAACAACAAUUCACUCAUGGAUCGUUCUCACAGAUCAAUCAAGAUUUAGUAGGCGUGCAUAUAUAUAUCAUGGUAAAAUUUGACUGUUGUACUUAUGUCGAUUUAUAAUUGUUUUGUACGCUCUGUCAAACACAUGUAUAUAUCGUCUGAAAAUGUCACAUAUGGAUAGAGGUGACACUACAUGUUGGUGCUGUUCGAACUGUGUUGGAUUAAAGAGAAUUUUUGCUAGAUUCUUUGUGGAUUUAAGCAUAUGGAUAAUCGUUGGUGUUCCAGUAUUGUAUUUGUAUAAAAACAGUGUACCAUACAGGCGAGGUUUUUUCUGUAACGAUGACAGUUUACGUUACCCAUACAAAGAAAACACCAUAUCUGACGAUUUACUGCUGCUCAUUGGUUUCGCUUUACCAUUUGUUGUUUUUAUCAUUAAUGAAUCUGAGAGAUACCGGGUAACUAGAAGGACUGACCACAUCAACAAAUACCUGGUUGUAUUUUUGAAGAUCUCGUGUGCCUAUGCAUUUGGGUUUACUAUGAUAGAACUGGUAAUUCAGGGAGCCAAACCAGCUAUUGGACGCCUACGGCCACAUUUCUUCGAUGUUUGUAAACCUGAUUUUUCAAAGAUUGAUUGCACUAAAGGGUAUAUAACAGAUUAUAACUGUACAAAUACUAACACUAGUGCUUCAGCGCAUAGAGAGAGCAGAUUAUCAUUUCCAUCUGGACAUGCUGGAUUUGCUAUGUACAGUGCUAUUUUCACGUCGUUAUAUAUGGAAAAACAGGUAACUCUUCGAUGUUCUGCUGUUGCAAAAUGUUUCACUCAGACAGCAAUGGUAUUGUUGGCUUUAAUGUGUGCUGUUACACGCCUGUAUGACAACCGACAUCACGUUUCAGACAUUGUAGCUGGUAGCGUUUUAGGCGCCGUUAUUGGAUUUUAUAUGUUUAAGGUCCUAGGAGAGAAAGCUUUACGUUCGCGUACACUUCAUUUAAAAAUUCCAUUUUUAAUGCGAAGGCCACAACAUCGAAAAGGAGAGAUUUCUACGCCGACGCCACUGUUGAGUCAAACAUGUUCAUCGUCAUCAACCACCGAGAUGAACCAUUACUUUAUUGGUCGUGAUGGAAAGGAGUCUAAUUUAAGUAAUGUCUGAUCAAAGUAAUGUGUUAUAUCAUGUGACAAAUAGACAAGAAUGCUAUACUUAAAUUGACGGUGUCGAUGGAGACGCUAUUGUUAUUCAAGGAAAUAUCAAAAUCAGAAACACCAUUUCCGUUGUAGGAAUUUCUUCCUGGGAUUUUUUUUUUUUAAUAAAUUUUCUUCUGUGAAAUGUGCCGUUUUCAAAAAACAAUACAAACCUAUAAAUGAAUCUACGCAAUUACACGUCAUCGAUGACACGUUUUAUUGUGUGAUUAGAAACUAAUAUGGUGAAAGAAGAAUACAUUUUAAAGAACAAAGUAUCAAUUACACAUAUGAACAAGAAAAUCAGAUGCGAUAGCAUAAACGGAACAAUUAUGGAGAUAUAACCACAUUUUCCCAUAACUCCAAUAAAGACUCAAAAUAAACGUCAAAAGAUUAACAAAUAGUAGAAUUUCGUACUCUACAUGCGCUGCUACAGAACGCAUGUGUUCCAUUAGUACAAUAAUCAUCUAAAAGAAUCGACAGAUUUGUAAAUAUAAAGUUGUUAUACUCUUUCAUAAUAUUUAUGUGACUUGUUACAAUGAUUUUUUAAUAAAAGAAGAAAUUGAA